CAGAGCGGUCACGAGUUUCCGGGAGAUUGGCGCGUUGGACGGUGCGAUUCCAGAGAACGGUAGUCCGUCGUUGUAGUCGCAUCAGGAGGGGUUCCGGAGGGUGAGGAGCUGCUUGAUAUUGUGACGGGGCAGGUUCCAGGUAGACCUGGGACGGUAUCUCUGUGCUUGUAGCGUCCCUCUCCAGCGGUUCCUCGUCUCUCUUGCGCCUGAAGUUUGAAUACAGACGACAGCUGCUGCCAUGUCUAUUGGAGUGCCAAUUAAAGUUCUGCAUGAAGCAGAGGGCCAUAUUGUGACCUGUGAGACCAAUACAGGUGAAGUGUACCGAGGGAAGCUCAUUGAGGCAGAGGACAACAUGAACUGCCAGAUGUCCAACAUCACAGUGACCUACAGAGAUGGGCGCGUGGCACAGUUAGAGCAAGUGUACAUCCGGGGAAGCAAAAUUAGAUUUCUCAUCUUACCAGAUAUGUUGAAAAAUGCUCCAAUGUUGAAAAGCAUGAAGAACAAAAACCAAGGCUCAGGGGCUGGAAGAGGCAAAGCAGCCAUCCUCAAAGCCCAGGUGGCUGCAAGAGGAAGAGGACGUGGAAUGGGGCGUGGCAAUAUUUUCCAGAAGCGAAGAUAACUUUGGACUGUUUCUGCUGGGUGAACUAAAAGCUGUCAGAAUCCAAUUGCUUUUGUGUGUUCCAAUAAAUGUGUUUCUUAGAAAACCGUAA
This is a messenger RNA of Eublepharis macularius, 710 nucleotides long. RefSeq names its product small nuclear ribonucleoprotein D3 polypeptide (gene SNRPD3). The record is from RefSeq and is a predicted model, not a curated record. Gene Ontology annotation, molecular function: RNA binding. The transcript is spliced from 4 exons. Lineage: Eukaryota; Metazoa; Chordata; Lepidosauria; Squamata; Eublepharidae. Gene Ontology annotation, biological process: spliceosomal snRNP assembly; RNA processing. Gene Ontology annotation, cellular component: SMN-Sm protein complex; U2 snRNP; pICln-Sm protein complex. The coding region runs from base 239 to 619 and encodes 126 amino acids.